Messenger RNA from Sparassis crispa, 192 nucleotides. RefSeq lists its product as hypothetical. The record is from RefSeq and is a predicted model, not a curated record. The transcript has 2 exons. NCBI's taxonomy places the organism in Eukaryota, Fungi, Basidiomycota, Agaricomycetes, Polyporales, Sparassidaceae. The coding region runs from base 1 to 192 and encodes 63 amino acids.
AUGGUCAAUUAUUACCCGCCGCGGUUGACCGUCACCCAAUUCAACCGAAUGUGUCGCGGGGAAUGGAGCAUUGUGGAUCCAGAUGAGGAGAUGAGGUUGCAGGACGUUGCGGCAAAGAAGAAGCGAGGGAAGGGUGUACCCAAGAAGGCGAAGUCUGCAGCCGAGAGUCGCAGGGCAGGGAAAAGGCGGUAG